Xyrichtys novacula (pearly razorfish) is the source of this 1199-nucleotide messenger RNA. Lineage: Eukaryota; Metazoa; Chordata; Actinopteri; Labriformes; Labridae. The record is from the annotation of a GenBank genome assembly.
AUGAGAUUCAGCCUGGUGUCAGUCACUCUUCUCUGCUUUACCUCAUGGAUGAGCCUGACCAAUGCAAGUAAGUGCUGCGAAAAAAAUCGAUCAGUGUUUUGCAGUUUAAAAAAAGUACUGAAUCUUUAACUGUUUAUGUCUUUCUUGUUCAGCAAUUGGACCGGUGACAGUCUGCUGUGAACAAUGGUCUACCACCAGAAUCCCGGUGGAGCGAGUCAAAAAUUACACCAUUCAGUCUGGCGGAGGCUGCACAAUCAAAGCCAUCAUGUAAGUAGUUAUAAAAUUUCACAUUGUUAAUUGUAAAAAGCCAUUUAUUAACAUUAUAACCAACUAUGUAAUGUAACACCUUCAAAUACAACCACUCCCUGAUUUUAUAAAGCUUAUGCAUUUCAAGUUUGUGUUGGUAUGGGGGGUGAACCUACUCUAUACAAUUUUGCUUUAUCACCCAAGUUGUAACUGGUGGUGGAGGUUAACUGAAGCGCAUCUUAUUAAAAGGUGUUCUUUAUAUUUUUACCACUCUGAGAGGGGUGCCAUAGUGCUUUCAAAUGCUGUCUGCUGUUUUGAGCAUGUAUCAACAGCAAUUAGACUCUGACGUAUAGGAAUUGACUUGUGGCUCUGCUUUACCACAUGAGAGUAUGCUGUCAGCCAACCACAGCUUCUGAGAUGCCAUCUGAGAGCAACUGAUUAGUGAAUGUCAAACAACAUGGGGUCAAGUUUUUUUUAAAGAUUGGGUUAACCUAAAUCACAACAAAAAAAAAAAAGAAAUGAUCCCAACAUGAUUUCACUUUCUUGCGGUAGGGCAGCCAUGCAGAUAGCUCCAAAUGAUGUUUGAGAACUUAAUUGGAACAACUUUCAGAGUAUUAACAACCCAUUCAAGAUUUAAUUAUUAGCUAUGUACAUGUAUCUGAUUCUAAAUGAUGUCCAAAAUCUUUUUCAGGUUUCUGACAAAGAAGGGAAAGACACUUUGCUCGGACCCUGAUGACGGCUGGACUAAAAAAGCCAUGCGUAAAGUGGAUGAGGAGACAAAAGUUCUGCUGCAGCAGCCGGGACAAAGUGAGGGAAGCGGAUCAGCAGGUGUCAUCACACCAGCACUGGCCCCAACUUCAAAAAAGGCCUCACAGAAAAAAGGCAGGAGGAGAACCAGAGCACGGGGGAGAAAGUCCGGGGGACGAGGGAAGAACCGCAGAACACAUGUUUGA